AUGGUCGCAGACUUCAGAAGAAAUCUGCAGCGCGUCAAGCAGUUCGCUUGCAACUUCUUCGCCGCCUCGUCCACACCAGAGAUGCCCGCAUCCGCGCCAGGCACCACCGCUGACUCCGACGCCGCAAACUUUCCGAGCUCAGCAGCCGACGCCGGCAUGAAGAGACCGGUGCCCGAUGCCACGGAUGCCGGCUCGCACCGUAGCGAGAGCAGUCUUAAGCGGUCGAGUCCCCACGACGACCAUGCUGCCAACGACGAGGGAGGCGAGUGGCAAACCGUCAGGCGUCCCAACAAGAGGACCAAGAAGGCUCCGCGCCCCGGCAAGGGCUACCCAGCCCUUACCUUCUCCCAGUCCGCCCGGCUCAACAACAGAGUCAACCUGAACCAGAUCCGCGACCUCGUCCUCUACGUCUUCGCCGACGGCCCUGCGCCUCAGUGGCUCAAUGUCUCUCACCGGCCUCACUUCAGAAAGAUGGUCACCGUCAUGGUCCCGGGUCUCGAGGAGGCCAUGUUCUCGGAAAAGGUCGACUUCGCAGCCUUUGACGACGUCGGUGGCAACCCCCCCACCAUCAUCACCUCACCUGACGACUACCUCCCCCGAACGCUCAGCAGGGAACGGCUUCCGGAGGCCCUGCAGCCGUUCGCCGACAUGUUUCCCCAUCUCUGGCCCGUCCGAACCCCGGGCGAUGACAAGCACGCGAAAAUGUUCUCCCCCCUGACUGCCUUCCUCACCGCCCCGCUCCCCAAGGAGAAGACAUCGAAGACUGGCAGCGUCAAGGCCGACGCAACACCCAACGGUUUCAAGGACAACCCGGCACGCAUCACCGAGUUUCUUGCCUCGGCGGACGAGCUUGCCGACAACGGAUUCGUCCUCCACCCGGCCUUGCUCCCCGAGGAGCAGCGAAAGAACUUUGUCGUUCCCGAUGGCUGGGUCAUGACCAACGUCGACAAGUUCGAGGAUGGCGAAGUCCCGGAGAGUGAAGUUGAGCAGGGAGCUCGGCUAGCCGGACGCCAAGUCCUGGGAUUGGACUGCGAGAUGUGCAUGACGGGGGAGAAUGAAUUUUCCCUGACGCGCAUAAGCCUCGUCGACUUUGAAGGGGAAGUCAUCAUGGACGAGCUCGUCAAGCCCGACAAGCCCAUCACCGACUAUGUCACUCGAUUUUCCGGCAUCAGCGAAGAAAUGCUAGCGCCCGUCACCACAAACCUGCGUGAUAUCCAGCAGAAGCUUCUCAAGAUUCUUCACCCGCGCACCAUUCUCGUCGGCCACUCUCUCGAGUCCGAUACCAAGGCGAUGCAGCUGUCGCAUCCGUUCAUCGUCGACACCUCUCUCAUCUUCCCUCACCCUCGCGGACCUCCUCUGAAGCAAUCUCUCAAAUUCCUGGCCCAAAAGUACUUGACGACCGACAUUCAGACCGGCGGCGAUCGUGGCCACAACAGCAUCGAGGACGCCAAGACCUGCCUCGACCUCGUCGCCAAGAAAUGCGCCAAGGGCAUCCUCUGGGGCAUCCCCGACAACCAGGGUGAGAAUCUCUUUCGCCGCCUUGCGCGAGCCGGCACGGCCUACAAGGCCCAAGGAGGUGACUCCGCCAAGGGUGGUGCCGAGGUGGGCAAGACCAGUGCCGCCGUCGACUGGGGCAACCCCGACAAAGGUCCUGGAGCUGCAGCCACGCACCGAUUUGGCUGCCAGUGCGACGAUGAGGUGGCCGCCAGCAUCAUACGCUCCGUCCACGGCGACCCGGACGGCGAAACGGUUGCCGGUGGUGGUGUCGACUUCGUCUGGGCUCGUAUGCGUGAGCUCGAGUUGCUGCGGGGCUGGUGGAACAGCAAUCGCGCCGACAAGUCCAACAGCGACGGUGGCCCCCCCCAAGCGAAGGCUGCCGAUGCUGGAGCCGAAGGCAGCGACUCGGAGGCACCCUCGUCCCUCGAGCAUGGCCUCAUCCGCCUCACGGAGCGCCUCACCCGCAUCUACGAGUCCCUGCCGCCCUGCACCGCCUUCAUCGUCUACAGUGGUUCUGGCGACCCUCGCGAGAUGGCCCGACUGCAGCAGAUGCAGAGCCAGUGGCGCAAGGAGUACAACACGCCCGGCAGCAAGUGGGACAACCUGAGCGUGCAGUGGACCGAUGUCGAGGACCAGCUCCUGCGCAAGGCCGUCCAGAAGGCUCGCUCCGGCAUCGGCUUCCUCACCGUUAAAUGA
Molecule: messenger RNA, 2193 nt
Organism: Drechmeria coniospora
Lineage: Eukaryota; Fungi; Ascomycota; Sordariomycetes; Hypocreales; Ophiocordycipitaceae
Product: exonuclease
Exons: 1
Coding region: 1-2193 (730 amino acids)
Cellular component (GO): nucleus
Molecular function (GO): nucleic acid binding; exonuclease activity
Source: RefSeq, a predicted model, not a curated record